This is a messenger RNA of Penicillium arizonense, 534 nucleotides long. RefSeq lists its product as uncharacterized. Lineage: Eukaryota; Fungi; Ascomycota; Eurotiomycetes; Eurotiales; Aspergillaceae. The transcript has 4 exons. The record is from RefSeq and is a predicted model, not a curated record. Bases 1 to 534 code for a protein of 177 amino acids. Gene Ontology annotation, molecular function: phosphatidylinositol binding; ubiquitin binding.
AUGAAGCGCUUUCUGGGUUCUUUGAGCAGGCGCUCGAGCUCAAGCGACAGUGUAGACCACCGCGACGACUCACCAGAAGCCAUAAUCGCAAAAGAAUUGACUGCCUUCUGCGAAUCAAACAGCUCUUCGCAAGACGCGAACCAUCAAGGAAACGAGUUCGUGCACCUCCCCCAAAUAGUCGAAACAGCCGAAUCAAGCCCCAAUGCCGCCAAAGAAGCCGCCCUCCGAAUCCGCAAAUACCUCGCCGACCCAGCCGGAACCCCAAACCACGUCCAAUACAAUGCCCUCAUGAUAACCCGCAUCUUAGUCGACAACCCCGGCCACACCUUCACCCGCAACUUCGACACGAAAUUCGUUGCAACUAUCAAGGAGCUCCUCCGCGCUGGUCGCGACUGGCACGUGCAGAGCUACCUCCGUCAGUACCUGGAUACACUUGAGCAACAGCGCGGCUGGGACGAAGACCUCAAACUCCUGCUGCAGAUGUGGGCGAAGGAAAAAACGAAACCGCAGCGCGGACUGGUGAGCCUCUCUUAG